AUGCCAACAGGUGAAGAAAGAGAAUCACUUGUCAAUGGUGGCAGUGGUCAUUUCGAUUUGUCGCCUGAAGAAUUAAGCAAACUAUUUGACCCUAAAAAUGAUGAAUUGCUUAAAAAAUUAGGCGGUGUCAAAGGUCUCUGUAAACGUGUCAGAGUCGAUCCCUCGGUGGGUUUGUCUGCUGACGAAGGUUCCAGCGACUCUUCUCAACAACCCUUUCAAGAUCGCCAAGCUCACUUCGGUCGAAACGUGUUGCCAGAACCUCAAACAAAGGGCUUCUUUACAUUAUUAUGGGCGGCUUACAACGACAAGACACUCAUUAUGCUAAGUAUUGCUUCUAUUGUUUCAUUGGCUGUAGGGAUAUGGGAAGAUUAUUCGCCUCGUCAUCCUGAAGACGAGCCUCGUGUAGGAUGGGUUGAAGGCACUGCUAUUCUUAUUGCUGUCUUGGCAGUUGUACUCACAAAUGCUAUCAAUGAUUAUCAAAAAGAAGCUCAAUUUAAGAAACUUAAUGCUAAAAAAGAGGACCGUACUGUCAAGGUGCUUCGAAGUGGUCGCGAAAAGCAAAUCUCUGUUUAUGACUUGAAUGUAGGUGAUAUUUUGAUGUUGGAACCCGGUGACAUUAUUCCUGUUGAUGGAUUGUAUAUCAAAGGUCAUAACUUAGCGUGCGAUGAAUCUUCUGCUACAGGUGAAUCAGACACCAUGAAAAAGAAGCCUGAUGGUGAAGGCGAUUGCUUUAUUUUAUCAGGUUCAAAAGUGUUGGAAGGUGUAGGUCGUGCUGUUGUUCUUGCUGUGGGUGAGAACUCAUUCUUUGGUAAGACAAUGAUGUCUAUGCGUGAUGAUCAAGAACAAGGUACGCCUCUUCAGACGAAGCUUGAUACAUUGGCUGAACAAAUUGCCAAGCUUGGUUUUGCUGCUGCCAUUACCAUGUUGGUUGCUCUUGUUAUCAAGUACUUUGUUACUGCUGCUUUGGCUCCUGAAUUCCCUCCUGCUAGUGAUAUUGCUGCUUCCAUGAUUUCAAUUGUCAUUCAAGCCAUUACUAUCAUUGUUGUUGCUGUGCCAGAAGGGUUACCUAUGGCUGUCACUAUGGCUUUGGCUUUUGCUACUACACAAAUGCUUAAAGACUCCAACUUGGUUCGUGUCUUAGCUGCUUGUGAGACCAUGGGUAACGCUACUGCUAUCUGUUCAGACAAGACAGGUACUCUUACUCAAAACAAGAUGACGAUUACUGAGGGCACUUUGGCUCAAGAGGAAUUUGAAUCACCUGAAAAAUCAAAGGAAUGGUCUGAAAAGGUUGACAAGAAGAAUGUACUCUCUCUUAUUUUUGAAGGUAUUGCUUUGAACUCAACUGCUUUUGAAGGCAAAGAUGAGAAUGGAAAAGAAGACUUUGUUGGUUCUAAGACUGAAUGCGCUUUAUUGGCUUUCUCCAAGAACUUGGGUAGCAACUAUGAAGAUUUGCGUCAUGAUGCUACUGUCGCCAAAGUUUAUCCAUUUGCUUCCAAACGCAAGACCAUGACCACUAUCGUUGAAGUCAAGGAAAACUCUGCUCCAUCCACUUCUCAAUCAGAUUAUCGUAUUCAUGUCAAGGGCGCUUCUGAAAUUGUCUUGGAAAGCUGCAAAUAUUACAUGGAUUCCAAGGGUGAGUCUCAUAAACUCAACAAAGAAGCUCAAGUGAAGGUAAAUGGUAUCAUUUCUUCUUACGCUGACAAGGCCUUGCGUACGAUCGCUCUUGCUUAUCGCGAUAUCUCUAAAUCUGAAUACAAAAAAUAUUCUGAUGAUGAACCUCCACUUGAGGAAUUGACCUUAAUAGGUAUUGUUGGUAUUAUGGAUCCUUUGCGUCCUGGUGUUGUUGAAUCUGUUACUGCUUUCCGCGAAGCUGGUGUCUUUGUGCGUAUGAUUACUGGUGACAAUUUGAAUACUGCUAAGGCUAUCGCUCGUAAUGCUGGUAUCUUGACUAAGGGUGGUGUUGCUAUUACUGGUCCAGAACUCCGUAACAUGUCUGUUGAAGAACAGCGCAAUAUUAUUCCUCGUUUGCAAGUGUUAGCCCGCUCUUCGCCAACUGAUAAAACAAUUGUCGUUACUCGUCUUCAAGAACAAGACCAAGUAGUUGGUAUGACUGGUGAUGGUACAAAUGACGGGCCUGCUCUCAAGAUGGCUGAUGUUGGCUUCUCUAUGGGUAUUGCUGGUACUGAAGUAGCUAAAGAAGCUUCAGAUAUUAUUUUGAUGGAUGAUAACUUUAACUCUAUUUUGAAGGCCUUGAUGUGGGGCCGUGCUGUAAACGAUGGUGUUCGCAAGUUCUUGACUUUCCAAUUGACUGUCAACAUUGCUGCUGUCGUCUUGUCAUUUAUCUCUGCUAUUGGUUCCGAAAACGCCGAAAGUAUCUUAAGUGCUGUUCAAUUACUUUGGGUCAAUUUGAUCAUGGAUACACUAGCUGCUCUUGCUUUGGCUACUGAACCUCCUACCCAAGAUUUGUUAUACCGUAAACCUAUUUCCAAGUAUGCUCACUUGAUCAACUAUCGUAUGGCCAAGAUGAUUCUCGGUCAAGCCAUUUUCCAAAUCAUUGUCAACCUGAUUGUCAUUUACUUGGGUCCUCGUAUCUUCCAUUUGGGUGACUCUGAAUAUGAUGCCGAAGUUUUGCGUACUAUGGUCUUUAACGUCUUUGUGUUCCUUCAAGUGUUCAACGAAAUCAACUGUCGUCGCAUCGAUAACACCAUUAAUGUCUUCAAGGACAUGUUUGAUAACUGGAUCUUUAUUGCAGUCCAAGUCGCUGUUGUCGUUGGUCAAUAUUUGAUUGUCACUUUUGGUGGUAUUGCCUUCAAGACUGUUCCCUUAUCCUUGAACCAAUGGCUUAUUACUGUCUUGAUUGGUUCAUUGUCUAUUCCUGUUGGUACUGUUAUCCGCUUGCUUCCUGACUGUGGCUGUGAAAACAAGUUCAAUGAAGAGGCCAAGCCUUUAGCUAGUUAUUCCCGCAUGCAUUGGGAAAGUGCUAUCGGUGAUGUUCGUGAUGAAUUGCGCGUCUAUAGCCUCUUGCGUCGUAAGCGUGGAAGCAAAUCUCGUGAAAUCAACAAGCGUUCCAACACACAAGAUUCUGAGUCUACAGCUUUCAAUGCACACAAUUCCAACUAUGGUGCCAUUGGUCAUGAAAACCAUCAAAAGAAUCGCUUUGCAGAUCUCGUAAAGAAUGCAAAGAAGUUCAAUCAACAAAACGCUCAUGACAACAGUGAUAAUGACAACUAG
Messenger RNA from Gilbertella persicaria, 3231 nucleotides. RefSeq names its product PMCA-type calcium-translocating P-type ATPase. The record is from RefSeq and is a predicted model, not a curated record. Gene Ontology annotation, cellular component: membrane; intracellular membrane-bounded organelle. Gene Ontology annotation, biological process: calcium ion transmembrane transport; intracellular calcium ion homeostasis. Gene Ontology annotation, molecular function: ATP hydrolysis activity; ATP binding; P-type calcium transporter activity. The transcript has 3 exons. Lineage: Eukaryota; Fungi; Mucoromycota; Mucoromycetes; Mucorales; Choanephoraceae. Bases 1 to 3231 code for a protein of 1076 amino acids.